AUGCGAGCGCUCUCCUCCGUGGGCGUGGGCGGCGGCGGUAGCGACACCAGCAAUACCAGCAGAAGAAGCAACAACACGCCGUCCGGUUGCGACAAUCUCUCGACUGCUCCCCCGGCCCCGUCUCCCUCACCUUCACCCAGGCACGCCGGCGAUCCAUUGACAUCGCCGCCACCGAAAAGCAUUCAGGCGCACACUCCCGCCCGUCCCCAGCAAGGCAAGCCGCACCCAAGCCACCAACAACACCAAAAACACCUCGUCGUCAAGCAAGGAAAGCAGCCGCCGCCCGACUCGUCCCGACCCAGGAGGAACAUCAGGCCAUCCAUCACACCCGCCACCCGCAUCAACCCCGCCGCAUCUGCUCAUCGCACAUCAUCCAACCCGUCCAGACCACCUGGGACGACGACGGCAUCAUCUCGCCCAUCGGCUGUCCCCUCGGGUUCUUCUGGUGCCUCUGCUGGUCCAACCUCCGCAACAUCGUCGCCCGCCGCCGUCGCUGUCGACCGCAAACCCGUAGCGGCCCAGCUCCGAACCACAAAUAAUCCCACCUCGACUACUAACACCAAUCCCGCCGCUGUCGAUCCCUCUCCCACCCCUACUGCUGCUACGGCUGCGGCAGCUCCUACCACCACCACCACCACCACCACCACCACACGCCAACCACGGCCACUUACCGCUGCUGCCACUGGCCCACCAACGACAAACGGGCCCCGACGCAUCACAGCUGCUGCCACCAGUACCAGCACUACCACCACCACCAAAACAAGCACCACUACCGCCGGCCCAAACACAACAUCGUCACCCUCACCUCCCACCACCACCACCACCACCACCUCGUCAACACCGACAACAACACCAUUACCACCACACUCAACGCCAACGUCAACGCCAUCCUCUACCUCGAGACGACGACCGCCUACCCUGUCCUCCAGCUUGCGCACACCACUCCACACACGAGACCAAAAUGUCCUGAACCCCUCUCGUCCUGCAAACGCCGCGCGAGCGAAGCCUUCCCCUACCCCGUCACCCACCGGCACAUCCUCAGCGUACGCUUCCGCUCCCUCCACACCCACCAUGCCCCCCUACGAGAAAGGGGGCAGCACCACCGCCCGCCAACCCGCGAUGCCUUCCCUCAGCGCAAAGGCAAUCAGCCGAACUCCUCUGACCCCGAAAGUCGCUGCGAAACCUUCUCCCCCCGUCGUGACCCCCAUGGGCCGUCGCCGCAACGACAACACAAGUAAUAACAUCAAUCACCCCACGCUACCGCACACAAAUGGCGCUGUUGUGAGGGACGACCUGACGAGCCCUGCGCCUUUCCUGGCGGCGAGCAACGUCACCCCUCGCACCGGGAGUCGUCAGAGCCGUGUCAACAGUGCCAACACAACUCCGAAUGGCACUCCGGAUCCGGACAGGAACGAAUGGGAGCGCCAGCCGACACUUGAGCCUCCGAGGCGGCAGGUCGUCACCUUCAGCCCGCCUUCGAGCGUCAGCAGCAGGAACGACGCAAACGAUUCCAAGUUUUUUUACGCUAGCGAGGCAAAACCGUCGCAACCUUCCCAACCGAAAGUUCAGCCUCUCAAAGCUCAGCCCAGACCUCAAGCUCUCCAGCAGCGAGGCUCGACUUUCAUGUACGCCAAUGGCGGUGCUGUCGAGAAGAAUAGGCCUACAUCACCCGGCAUUGGUUUCACCCCCGUCCUGGCGCCGUCGCUUGCACCGUCCCUCUCUCCGCCUCUCGCGCCGACGCCGGAGCCGCCAUCGAGCAAGUUCUUCUACGCCAAUGGAGCUCCGAACUUACAGCCUGGCUUCCGGCCCUCGUCUGCGGCGUCGAUGACGGGAUCAGUCACUUCGGGGUCGAGCAAGCUGCAUAGGAUAUCAGCAGGCUCCGCGAAUGGCUUCCCUCUGGCCCAGCGCCCUCUGUCGCCGAACAAGCCAGCCCAACCCCCGACGUCCGCGCCGUUAGUCAAGAGCAAUAGCAUGCCGCCUCAGACCGUUGGCCGAGCCCAAAUGACAAGUCCUCCGCCGCUUGCACCGCCAUCACAUAAGCGUAGGACGAGCACCGAUACGCUUUCGCAGGUGGCCAGUUAUGCUGGAUCAGAAGCGCCAGCGACAGAUGCCAUGAUCAUGUCCAGGUUCAUGGCUUCACAGUCAUCGACGCCUUCCGAGUUGCCGUCUCCGACAGUACCGAGUUUCUUCGCCCAGCAACCGAUCACGAUUGCAUCGAUAUUACAGGCAGCAGAUGACCUUGAAGAAGAGGAGGAAGAUUCCGCUGAUGAGUCCGAUGACCUCGAGGACCUUCACAGCCCGACCAAAUCAUCCCACGGUGACCCGCUGAACGACAUGGUCCUUAAUGCAAGACGAGAGCGCAAGGUUCAGGAUCUGGAAAUUACCAACGCGUCUCUCGAGGCAAUCAACAGGUCGCUGGAGAAACAAUUACGAAAGCAGACCGCAGAGCUCAGGAGGUACAAGAGGCUGUCAAGGUCCGGUCGUAUAUCCAUUCCUCCCUCGGGCGGGUCGAGCCGCAUGACUUCCGUCGAAUCUACCCCUGCGGGCCUAGGCAUUGAAGGACUGGACUUAUCGGAUCUCAGCGAGGAGGAGGCGGAGGAAGAGAUGGACGAUUCCAUGUUUGAGUCAUCAGAGUUUUCUGAAACGGAUUCCAUGUCAAUCUCGAGCCCUAAGCAAGAUCCAGAACGAGACCUACGCCGCCGGACUCGGGACGAGAAGCGCCUGCGCUUGGAUCUCUCCAAGCAUAGGGAACUGCUUGUUGAUAGCCAAAAAAUCAACGUGAGCAUCAAGAGAUGCUUGAAUUGGACAGAAGAGCUUAUCAAGGAGGGUAAGAAGGCCCUCGAGUAUAGCGUCCGCCCUAGCGAUGUGGAGCUGCCCCCGCGGGUGCUCCGCCCGGCAUACCUGGAGGAGAACGAAGAUUGGGAGCGGGGACAGAAGGACGAGUUCACAACCUCAUUACCGAGCAGCCCAUUAGAUUCCCCAAGGAGUCUUUCGCCACACUGGAGCAAACCGCAAGACCGCGAUAGUGGCAUCGAGCUGCCUCCGGAUGAAGCAUCGAAGAGGUACAACACAAUAACAUAA
Molecule: messenger RNA, 3081 nt
Organism: Colletotrichum orchidophilum
Lineage: Eukaryota; Fungi; Ascomycota; Sordariomycetes; Glomerellales; Glomerellaceae
Exons: 1
Coding region: 1-3081 (1026 amino acids)
Source: RefSeq, a predicted model, not a curated record